Molecule: messenger RNA, 1852 nt
Organism: Acipenser ruthenus (sterlet)
Lineage: Eukaryota; Metazoa; Chordata; Actinopteri; Acipenseriformes; Acipenseridae
Gene: mettl23
Product: methyltransferase 23, arginine
Exons: 5
Coding region: 177-812 (211 amino acids)
Cellular component (GO): cytoplasm; nucleus
Source: RefSeq, a predicted model, not a curated record
AGGACAAUGUGCGAACAGGACUGUCGAGCCGGCGGCGGCAAUUUGAAGCAUUUUAACUUCAAGGCGGAAGACCAGAGCAGGAGCGAAGGAGCGCGUACAUUGCGCGUUUCCAUUCCCGAGGUGGUUCUGCAGGAAGCUGUAAUAGUUUCGAUUUGAAACCUGACCCAAGAUUGUGAAUGGUGCUUGAACCCCAGUAUGGAAUGUACGUGUGGCCUUGUGCUGUGGUGCUUGCCCAGUACGUGUGGCACCACAAGGAGGCGCUACAACAGAAGUCUGUGCUGGAGAUCGGUGCAGGGGUGAGCCUGCCUGGCGUGGUGGCAGGGAGGUGUGGGGCGAGGGUGAUUUUGUCAGACAGUGCAGAGCUGCCCGCGUGUCUGGAGAACUGCAGACGGAGCUGUGAGGUGAACGGUCUGCGGGAUGUCUCUGUUGUGGGUCUAACCUGGGGACAGGUAUCUCCAGACCUGCUCAUCCUCCCAGCGCUGGACAUCAUCCUGGGAUCAGACGUCUUCUAUGAACCUGAAGACUUUGAAGAUGUGCUGGUGACUGUUUUCUUCCUCCUAAGAAGAAACCCUCAAGCUCAGUUCUGGACAACCUAUCAGGAAAGAAGACCAGGGGGAGACCUUCCAAUAGGACCUCGGUUUUCCGUCUCAUCCCAAGGACGGAGCACAAGGAGGGUAAGUGACUUGCUCAGAGUCACACACAGCGAGUCAGUGGCUGAGCUGGAAUUGAACCGACAACCUUCUGGUAACAAGCCCCUUUCUUUAACCACUGGACCACCAAGCUUCCUUGUUUACAGUCCAAUCCAGUGGUAGACAUAUGCCUACUUAAAGCAACACGGAUAAAACCUUUAUGCCAGCAGAAAGCGCCUGAAUCCCACGUGCAGGUACAAUAUGAUCUGCCCGUGUCUGACUUAUCCAAACAGCCUGUAGUCCCUUCAUUAACACGGAACGGCAGGAGACCGGCCGAAUGAAAACAAAUGAUUUAAAUCAGUGGAUAUUGCUAAAAUGAAGUUUCCUUAAGGACAAUGAAAACAAAAAUACAGUAAAGAAAACACAAUAUGAUGUCACAAUGAUUUUUAGCAGCAACACAAAAUGCGAAGUGACCUGUUGAAAAUAUACCUCCUGCUCAAUUAAAUGAACACAAAAAUUGAAGGUUCAGACUAUGAGCCGCCUUCACGAGGAUCAAACCUUCAGAGUGUGUGAAGGGAGUUUUCAGUGUCAACUUACAUAGAAUUGAAUGGAUGCCGAAAACCCUGCUGCAAACACCACUGCUUCUGCUGGACUACCGAACAGGACAGCAGUCUGCGAUUCUCUGCAGCACAUUUAAUGGGGGGCGUUCUCAAGUUUUUGUGAACCAGGAGCCACCUAACGCCAGCAGUACUUCAAACCUCGAGAAACGAAAAAAAUCCAAUUGAGGUGGUUGAAUGAAUCGUGAAAUCUGUGAUAACCGUGAAAAAAAUAUAAAGUACUCACUAUGUUUAUACUUUAAAGUUGUAACAACUUUUUUUUUUUUUUUUAGCUGACAGACCAGUGGUCACAUAUACUGAUUUAGAUUAAUGUAAAUCUUCAGCAAAAUUAAUGUGCUGUUUUUAUGUUAAAUAAAAAUGCUAAUUUAAAAUAUACAUGCAAAGUUUCAUUAUGGGAUUUUGACACCAAUGAAAACUACAAUGUGAAUAUUCCCAAAAUAUAGCAACGAUAAGGCUAAUCUUGAAAGUUUGAGGUAUCAUAUUUUGACCUGUCUAGCCACAUGGCUGUUUGGAGGGCACAAUUGCAAGGUUUUGGUAACAGUAUUAACAGAGCCUGACCUUCAAUUCAAAGGAAACUCCUUAAAGCAGUGUAUGUGGGAAGUAUUG